AGAUGUGAGAGGAACAACUCACCAGGCGUCAGAGUGAAGAUGAUGAUCCAGAUGAUGGUCAUGAUUCAAACACCUAACAGGCUGCUGUGAUGAGGUCAUUGAGAACGGCUCCUCCUCUUCCUCUGGUCUUUCUGCUCAUGACUGCUGGAGCUUUUGGAGCAGAGGGGAGUGACCCAAUUCCAGGGGUGGAGCUGACUGAUCUGAGUAAAGACCCAGUUUAUUCAGGCAGAGUCGAGUUUUUCACUGAUGAUCAGAAACGCUUCUCCCUCAAACUGAGUGAUGUAGUGAAGAAGGAUGAACAUCAGUUCUGCUUAAGACUCAAAACAAAUGAAGAAAAAGAAAGAUGGGUGGGUUAUCCUGGAGUUCGCCUCAGAGUUACAGAGCUCCAUGUAGAAGCUCCUGAAGAAGUGACAGAGGGACAAACAGCAGAUCUGACAUGUAAGACCACCUGCAGUCUGACUGACCCAACAUUCAUCUGGUACAAAAAUGGACAUCCUUUAAACACAACGGCCAUCAAGAACAACCAGCUCCACCUGCAGACGGUCAGCAGUGAGGAUGCAGGCAGUUAUAGCUGUGCUGUAGGAGGAUCUCAACACCUCCACUCUACUGCUCACAGCCUCAGAGUCAGAUAUUCUCCAAAGAGGGUCUCAGUGUCCAUCAUUCCCUCUGGUGAAAUAGUGGAGGGCAGUUCAGUGACUCUGACCUGCAGCAGUGAUGGAAACCCACCUGUGAAGAACUACACCUGGUUUAAAGAAGGUGGAACCUCACCUGUUGGAUCUGGACACAGUUACAGCAUCAUCAGCAUCACUGCUGACCACACUGGACUGCACUACUGUGUAGCUCAGAAUGACCAUGGAGCUCUGAAUGGAACUGUGAUGGUCACUGUUAAGAUAGGUUGUUCAGUGGUUCUGUAUUCAGUGGUUCUGUCUGUGGUUGUUGGAGUCAGUCUCUGUGGAAAUGCAGCUCUGCUCUCUGUGGUUUUCUGGAUGAGGGGUAAAAGACAGAAGAGAAACCUGGAAGAGCGAGAUAAUGAGAAUGCUGACCCUAAAGCUCAGGAUGACACAUACACAGCUCUUCAGCCCACAGCCAGGUCCUCUGAUGAUGUGUACCACACACUCGCAGCUGUUCAGUCCAGCUCUCCUGAUGACCCAUACACAGCUCUGGACCCUCAGUCCAGGUCUCCUGAGUACGACACUCUAGCAGUGAGUUCUACACAUUAAACUGAGAUCCUCAGUAACAGAGAAGGUGAUAAACUCCAUGUACAGUGGAUUUGAAUGUCUGAGUCUGUAUCAGUUCUUCAUCUACAAAACAUGAUGAUCUCUCUACUUUAGCUUUUAAACUCGGCUCCUGCCAAGAUGUGUUAUGGACACUGUAUUAAUUCCAUGUAUUUGCUUUAUUGCUUGCAGAGUAUAAGACUAUGUACAGGCCAAAGGUCAUGGGCAAAACAUCCUGUCCUCUGACUGAUAGACAUGCUUAGCUGCCUAGAUACAUAAAGCAGGAUCCUCAUAUAGCGAUUGACCUCGGUCACCUGUCCUACACCCCCAGAACUUCUGCUUUCAUAAGAUAUUCAGUCAGGGCAGCACUGGUCAUGCAUGUACAGCCUGACCAGAAGAUGCUGCAUGUCUUCAUAACCUGCUGAAGACUGAUAACAACAGCGGUCAAACCUCCCCUUAUUUGGUAUCUCGUCAACACCUAGUUUAGGGUAUAAAGCCCUCUGUAAGGGUGACCGCCUCAGAGUGCACCCUCAUCUCUUCACUCUCUGGUCUGUCACACUUUCAUUUCCUAAAUAAAUACUAUCGCUUAUUCAACACCUGUGAUUUGUUCUGCUGUCAGGAUUUCCAUGACAGACACAAAACUACAGAUGUAAUUUUGCAUCUCUAUUUUAGUCAUUAUUCUGUGUAGAUUCUUAGUUUUUUUUUGUUUGUUUCUUUAAUUACAAUGAUUUUUUCCCCCUAUGAUACUAUGAUGUCAAAUUUAUAUUAAUGCCUCAUAUUGUAACCACUUUAUUUUACUUUUUAUAAAUAUCUGCUAGAAUGUGAAAAGCUUUUUCUACUUUGUAAAUAUAAUCAUCUCUGUGUGAUUUAGUGCAGAGUGUUUUCUCUAUGUAGAGUAUGAAAUGCUAAGAGCUGAAAUCAUUCUGAUAUAAAUGUUGUGUAUCAGCUCUUAUUCUCAGUAUGUUGAGCUCAGUGUGAGGCUGUUAGUGAUCUGCAUUGUGUUCUCACCACAUUCACAUGCUGGGUGGAGCUCAGCUCUGCAUCUCUGUCUGUUCAUGAUUGUGCAUUUUUGUUUAAUAAAAUAUACUAAAAUAUGCA
Molecule: messenger RNA, 2312 nt
Organism: Pygocentrus nattereri (red-bellied piranha)
Lineage: Eukaryota; Metazoa; Chordata; Actinopteri; Characiformes; Serrasalmidae
Product: B-cell receptor CD22-like
Exons: 10
Coding region: 90-1220 (376 amino acids)
Source: RefSeq, a predicted model, not a curated record